ACUCAAGACAUAAACCCUCACCCCAAAUCAAGAUGACCACACAGGAUACCUCACGCGAACCAUGCCCGGACCGGAUCUUAGACGACAUCGGCGGCGCGUUCGCCAUGGGCGCCAUUGGCGGCUCCGCCUUCCACUUCCUCAAAGGAGUCUACAACUCACCAACAGGUAGCCGUUUCAUUGGCGCCACAGAAGCGGUCGCUAUGAAAACGCCACGUGUUGCCGGCGGCUUCGCUGUAUGGGGCGGUUUAUUCUCCGCAUUUGAUUGCACAAUGGUUUACGCGCGCCAGAAGGAAGAUCCAUGGAACUCAAUCAUCGCUGGUGCCGCCACCGGCGGGUUUCUUCAGAUGCGCCAGGGAUUACGGCCGGCGGGUCGCUCGGCUCUUGUCGGUGGCGUUUUGUUGGCCCUGAUUGAAGGGGUGGGAAUUACUCGUAAUAAAGUUAUUAGUGCGCAACAAACGCAGCCGGUGGUUAUUGAAGAGGCGCCGCAGGUGGAGUUGGAGCGUUCUUCCGCGUCAUCUCUGUCGUGGUUUGGUGGUUUGUUUGGUGGCAGGCGAGAGGAGGAGAAGCCGAAGUUGAAAGUUGAAGUGUUGGAGAGUUUUGAUUCGCCAAUGCCGCCUACUUUUGAGUUUCGGUGACUUUGUUUUGAUGUUAUUUUGCACAACUGGUUGAAGAUCUUUAUGUUCUUGGGUGUGUUUAGAGUUUAGUUAACAACAAUGACAUGUAGUUACUGGGGAUUUUAUGAUUCUGUUGGUUGUUACAUAUAUUAUCAUAGUAAAUCGAGAACUAUUUCCGAGAA
Helianthus annuus (common sunflower) is the source of this 796-nucleotide messenger RNA. Its product is annotated as mitochondrial import inner membrane translocase subunit TIM17-2. The record is from RefSeq and is a predicted model, not a curated record. Gene Ontology annotation, cellular component: TIM23 mitochondrial import inner membrane translocase complex; mitochondrial inner membrane. Gene Ontology annotation, biological process: protein import into mitochondrial matrix. The transcript is spliced from 2 exons. Gene Ontology annotation, molecular function: transmembrane protein transporter activity. The coding region runs from base 33 to 635 and encodes 200 amino acids. Lineage: Eukaryota; Viridiplantae; Streptophyta; Magnoliopsida; Asterales; Asteraceae.